Molecule: messenger RNA, 1887 nt
Organism: Ipomoea nil (Japanese morning glory)
Lineage: Eukaryota; Viridiplantae; Streptophyta; Magnoliopsida; Solanales; Convolvulaceae
Product: lysine histidine transporter 2-like
Exons: 6
Coding region: 245-1594 (449 amino acids)
Cellular component (GO): plasma membrane
Source: RefSeq, a predicted model, not a curated record
GGCAGAGAUAAAACAGGUAUACCACCAAAGGCGAUCGGGAAAACGAUCAGAGUGAGUCGUUGUUACAGAGAGCUUUGAGUAUUUAAGCGGAGAAGAGGGUUCAUUCCAAACUCAACCUCUUUCUUUGCUAGUGUUUUCAUUAGAUCUUUCAUAUAAACUACACAUUUCUGUUACAUUUUGUAAAUAAAAAAAAAAUAUAUACUUAUAUAUAUAAAUAAAUAAAUACAGAACCCCGGCCUUCAAGAUGGGAUUUGACAGAGAACUGGAGAUGGGGGAUUACAAAGCCGAGGGGGCUAAGCCGGCGGCCAAUAAGGGAGAGGUGGAUGAUUGGCUUCCGGUGGGCUCCCAACGUUCUGGGAAGUGGUGGUAUUCCACCUUCCACAAUGUCACCGCCAUGGUCGGCGCCGGAAUUCUUAGCCUCCCUUACGCCAUGUCCGAGAUGGGAUGGGGACCUGGAGUGGCAAUGAUGAUACUAUCAUGGGCGAUAACACUAUACACGCUCUACCAGAUGGUGGAGAUGCACGAGUGUGUACCCGGGAAGAGAUUCGACCGGUACCACGAGCUAGGACAGGCGGCGUUCGGGCCGAAACUAGGGCUCUGGAUCGUGGUGCCCCAACAGGCUCUAGUGGAGAUCAGUCUCUGCAUCAUCUACAUGGUCACCGGCGGCUCCUCAAUCAAGAAAGUCGUCGAGCUUCUCUGCCAUGACUGCAAGCCCAUCAAGCUCUCCUACUACAUCCUCAUCUUCUCCGUCGGCCAAUUCAUAGCCUCCUUCCUCCCCAACUUCAACUCCAUCUCCUUCGUCUCCCUCCUCGCGGCGAUCAUGUCGGUCUCCUACUCCACCAUCGCCUGGGGGUCGGCGCUGCACAAGUGGAUCGAGUCGCACGCGGUGGACUACGGGCCGAGGUCGCAUAAAAAGACGGACAAUGUGUUCAUGUUCAUGAGCGCUUUGGGGGACAUGGCGUUCUCGUACGCCGGGCAUAAUGUGGUUUUGGAGAUCCAGGCGACUAUCCCCUCCACCCCUGACAACCCUUCCAAGAAGGCCAUGUGGAAAGGUGUGGUUAUUGCUUAUGUAGUUGUGGCUAUGUGUUAUUGGCCCGUUGCCUUCAUUGGCUACCUCGCCUUGGGCAACCAAGUCAGCGACAACAUCCUUCUCACCCUCGAAAAGCCCGUUUGGCUCAUCGCUGCUGCUAACAUUUUUGUGGUUGUCCAUGUUGUCGGAAGCUACCAGGUCUAUGCCAUGCUUAUGUUUGAUAUGAUUGAAACAUUUUGUGUCAAGACCUUGAAAUUCAAGCCCACCAAAACCCUUCGGUUUGUAACUAGGAACCUAUUUGUUGCGUUCACACUCUUUGUGGGCAUAUCAGUGCCUUUCUUUGGCGGUCUACUUGGAUUUUUUGGUGGCUUUGCGUUCGCUCCAACCACAUACUAUAUUCCUUGCAUCAUGUGGCUAAUUCUCAUGAAACCUAAGAAGUUUGGAUUAUCUUGGUGUAUGAAUUGGACAUUUAUUGUGAUUGGUAUUUUGUUGACGAUUCUGGCUCCUAUCGGUGGAUUGUGGAGUAUUGUCAAAUCUGCCAAAACUUAUCACUUCUACCAAUGAUGAUCAUUCUAACUUCUCAGACAACUAUUUUAUAGUCCGAUUACUUGGAAAGAUCACACCGGCAAACAUACAGAGGAUAUUUAGUUUAUAGUCCUCUAUUACAGGAAAUAAAGUUUGAUGCUGUGGACCCCUCUGUUCCUAUUUGAGAACGACAGGGGGAAGGCUAUGUUAGUCAUUUAUAUUUUAUAUUCUCCUUUUGUACUUCUUCUUGAUCUUGUUGUGUUUAUGUUUCAGUAUGACCUUUUCCAUGUGAUGAUAAUAAAAUAAUAAACUUCUCUGAUCUUCUCCCAAUU